Molecule: messenger RNA, 956 nt
Organism: Physella acuta
Lineage: Eukaryota; Metazoa; Mollusca; Gastropoda; Physidae
Source: RefSeq, a predicted model, not a curated record
UAACGAUGUAAAUUUGGCUCGAACAAUGGCUUAUAGGACGGAUUACAAUAACAGAGACCAACUUCAUCUUACACUAAAUUAUUGGACAUAAUGACGGCACAAUUACAGCGGCUAUUCUAAAAAUAAACCAAAAUGGGCCAUCGUUUGCCAGCUUCGGGGAUUCCCACAGCAUCGUCGGAGCACUACAGAUUUUACCAAGUCAUCCCCGUGGAGAACCGCAUAAGACCCAGAGUUGUGGAGAACAGCACCGCGUGCACGCUGCGACCCAAGUUCGUCGCUCACGCCUGCCCGGGGUGCUGCUCACGACUGACUAGGCACGACAGCCCGCGUGUGGACCCGGUCAGGAAACAGGAACACAGGCCCAGCGUGUGCUGCUAUCCGGUGGCGCGUGCGGGCCCGACUCGACGCUGUAGAGAUCCGCAGCAGGCACCAUCGCAACGGAACAUGCAUACGGCAUCCAGUCAGUCAUGUCACCACCCUAGGAAGUCCAGUCAACUCGAUGUCAGGGGCGAUCAUCCACAUACCCCCAGACAAAACAAAACACAACUGGCCUCGUUCUACCUCUGGCAGACGCCGGGGACGUGUGAGCUGCACGUGCCACGUCGUCUGCUGGACGCGUCCAACCGUAUGAGGUACGUGAGACCUGCUGAGUGCCAGACCGGCGGCAGCUUGACGAACCUCAAACAAGACUCUCUGACGUGCCAGGGAUACAAGAAAUACAUCCAGAAGAUCAACAUUGACGAUUGUUACAUACCUGUGGUUAGAAUGAAAGAAACGUCGUGUGCCGUUACACCGUUUUUUGGCAAGAAAAAAAGCUGUUUUAAGUUCUGUGGAUUACUUCCAUCGGGCCCCUGCAAAUCAUGGAAAUGACAGCACUGGCAAAUUUCAUUCCAACUUUUGAUUGUGUUUACCCAGUUUUACUAUUUUAAAAAAUAACAUCCAUUAAUAAAAAUCAU